AUGCAAGUUCAAGCAGCUGAUUUCUUCUUUAGUGGGCUACACCUCAGGGGUAACACAUCAAACCAAUUGGGAUCAAAGGUGACCCCAGUCUUUGCGACUCAGUUGCCAGGGCUAAACACUUUAGGCAUCUCAAUGGUUCGAAUUGACUAUGCACCAUGGGGACUUAAUCCUCCUCACACCCACCCAAGAGCCACAGAGAUUCUUACAGUUCUUGAAGGGACUCUACAAGUUGGAUUUGUCACUUCUAAUCCCGAUAACCGCUUUAUCACCAAGGUGUUGCAAAAGGGUGAUGUUUUUGUGUUCCCUGUGGGACUUGUUCAUUUCCAGCGGAAUGUAGGUAAUGGAAAUGCGGUUGUUAUUGCUGCAUUAAGUAGUCAAAACCCAGGUGCUAUAACAAUUGCAAAUGCUGUUUUCGGUGCAAAUCCUUCAAUUCCAUGGGAUAUCCUAGCCAGGGCAUUCCAAGUGGAUAAGAGUGUGGUGGAUCAGCUACAAGCCAAGUUCUAA
Messenger RNA from Lactuca saligna, 504 nucleotides. NCBI's taxonomy places the organism in Eukaryota, Viridiplantae, Streptophyta, Magnoliopsida, Asterales, Asteraceae. The record is from the annotation of a GenBank genome assembly.